AUGUCGACAAAGCCGCCUUCUCGGGUGGUGUUUGUAGGAAACAUUCCCUACGGUCUCUCCGAAGAACAAAUCACAGAUAUUUUCAGCACCUGCGGACAGGUCCUCAACUUUAGACUAGUGUAUGACCGAGAGACUGGAAGGCCCAAGGGAUUCGGCUUUGCAGAAUAUCCCGAUGCAGACUCGGCAGCAUCGGCAGUAAGAAAUCUCAAUGACUACGAAGUAAUGAACCGCAAACUUCGCGUCGAUUACAGCACCGAAGGUCGUGUGGGCGAGGAAGACGACAAGAUGGGACCAAGCACCAUGAACAAUGCGGGAUCGUACUCGAACGGCGUAUCGACUGCACCUCCAGUCGUUCCGGCCGGGACACUGCCACCGCUCCCGCCCGGAAAGGAGCUGCCACCCGGAGUCAGCUUCCACGAUGCCAUUUCUCGUACUCUGCAUACGCUUCCGCCGGCUCAAUUACUCGACAUUCUCUCGCAGAUGAAGACGCUGGCCACGACAGACCCGGCACGCGCGACAGAAUUGCUCACUGCCGCACCUCAACUUUCAUAUGCUGUAUUCCAGGCAUUGCUGCUCAUGGGACUUGUGUCGCCCGAAGCUAUUCACUCGGUCAUUGAUACGAGCGCGCCGCCGCCUGUCCAAGCACCUCCUUCGGCCUAUCCAGCGGCCUCGAUGCCAGCCAUGCCCGCCUUCCCUGGAGUUCCAACUGGCACACCUCCAGUGGCCGCUCCCUUUGCACCGCCUCCAGUUGCACAGCCUCCAGUCAAUUACGGUGCUCCUGUUGUGCCAACUCCCGCACCAGCUCAAGAUUCUGACCAAUUGUUGAAAAUGGUCAUGGAGCUGCCUCAGGCGACUAUUGAUCAGCUUCCCGAGGGCGAAAGACAACAAAUUAUGAUGCUUCGUGCCCAGUUGAUGGGACAACACCGUUAA
Pestalotiopsis fici W106-1 is the source of this 930-nucleotide messenger RNA. RefSeq lists its product as uncharacterized. The coding region runs from base 1 to 930 and encodes 309 amino acids. Gene Ontology annotation, molecular function: mRNA binding. Gene Ontology annotation, cellular component: mRNA cleavage and polyadenylation specificity factor complex. The record is from RefSeq and is a predicted model, not a curated record. Gene Ontology annotation, biological process: mRNA 3'-end processing. Lineage: Eukaryota; Fungi; Ascomycota; Sordariomycetes; Amphisphaeriales; Sporocadaceae. The transcript is spliced from 3 exons.